Molecule: messenger RNA, 1380 nt
Organism: Ilyonectria robusta
Lineage: Eukaryota; Fungi; Ascomycota; Sordariomycetes; Hypocreales; Nectriaceae
Product: Alpha/Beta hydrolase protein
Exons: 2
Coding region: 162-1250 (362 amino acids)
Biological process (GO): proteolysis
Molecular function (GO): serine-type peptidase activity
Source: RefSeq, a predicted model, not a curated record
ACAGGACGUACGGUACCUUUGUCGCCCCACUGUAGGACACGAUCCCAGAAUGGCUGGUGCUUGAGGGUGAUUUAUCACGGAUUGCACAUGUCUAUUUAAAAGGUGAAACAAUUCCUCUUGUUUAACUCUUGUCCUUGACCUGUACAAGACUCAAAUGCAAAAUGGCUACUGAUAGCAACAACCUGAUACGCCGCCCGCUUCCACCGGGCUUCACGGAUCACACGUUCCAGUCCAAGAGCGGCGUGGAGCUCAGCGUGCGAGUCUGGCCGGCUGAUCCAGCUCCCACAAAGCCGGCGCCCUUUGUCGUCUGGACUCACGGCGGUGCGUACAUGGGCGGACACCACUUUCUUCCUCUCUCUUGGCUGGGACCUGGCUUCAUUCAGCGCGGAUAUCAUCUCGUGUCACACAAUUAUCGCCUCGGACCGCAGGCUCGACUCGACGAUGAGCUGGACGAUUGUCUCGAAGCUGUAGCAUGGUGUCGCUCCAACUUACCCGACGUCCUGGGGAGUGGCCUCGUCGAUGUUGACCGCUAUGUCGUCUGUGGCGAUUCCUCUGGCGGCACUCUCACUGGCCUUAUGGGCCAUCAUUUAAACCCGCCUCCCAAGGCCGUCAUCGACGUUUACGGCAUUGUUGAUUUUUUGGCCCCCGACACCAAGAAGAAGCUCUUCGGCGUCCCCAAGUCCGACAAAGACCUGUCGCCGUGGGAAGGCGAGUUCUCCGCCGAAGAACUGGACGCAUUCCUCAGCGACCGCGAACCGGCCAACCUCAUCACAGACGCACUAGACUGGGACGAACAGGACCUGAUGCCCGACGACGAUCUUUCAGCGUAUCUCAAGACCGAGUUCCGGUAUACUAAGCGCAUCCGUCUUCAGGCGGCAAUGCAGUUGUGGAGAGCCAUGCAGCGGCCGCCUCGGUCACUGUUGAGAGCCGUGUUCCACGAAGACGACUUUACCGACGAUGAUGCUUUGAAUAAAUUCAUCGAGUCCAUGAGCCCUUUGCGCCUUCUUGAAGCUAAGACCUUGUAUCCGCCAACCGCCUUCCUGCACGGAACAGGCGACUUCAAUGUCGAGGUGGAGCAGAGUUAUAUGUUCGCCAAGAAAUUGAAGGAGAUGGGUGUACCAGUCGUUGAGUGCUAUGAGCCCGGCGAGACACAUGGCUUUGACGACAAGUAUACGGGUCCUGAGAUUCCCGGCUGGGAUCUAUAUAUCCAGCCCAUCCUCGACUUCAUCGAUGAGCAUGUUGACAAGUAAAUGAUUCCCGAGAAUAACGCGAGAAUAUAAAAGCGUGAGUCCAAUUGAUUAGACGUGAUCAGUGAAACAUAGCAGAGGAGGAUAUAUAUCAGAGGGAAAGCCAACUGUCUAUUCAAUUGCGUAAUUCUCC